Eimeria tenella is the source of this 1944-nucleotide messenger RNA. RefSeq lists its product as uncharacterized. The record is from RefSeq and is a predicted model, not a curated record. The coding region runs from base 1 to 1944 and encodes 647 amino acids. Gene Ontology annotation, molecular function: RNA binding. The transcript is spliced from 9 exons. Lineage: Eukaryota; Apicomplexa; Conoidasida; Eucoccidiorida; Eimeriidae.
AUGAAAGACUUUCAGCAGCUGCAUGCGCGCUUCAGACACACCAUCAGGUAUUUGCUGCUGUCCAACCUGCCGGAACAUCUGCAGCAGCCAGAGGCGCUGCUGGAGUGGCACCACAAGGUGGUAGAGCAGCCGCUGGAGGUUCUCAUAGAAAUAAUAAGGCCCGAGCAGCAGCAGCAGCAGCAGCAGCAGCAGGAGGGGGCCGGCCCGCAGGGCGAGGGACAGUCGGAGGCAGCGUCAGGCGCUCCUGCUGCUGCUGACGGAGCAGCAGCAGCAACGCAGGAGGGGGAGACCCCGGCUUCUGCGGCCAGCAGCGACGCAGCAGCAGCAGCGGACACUGCAGCAGCAGCAGACGCUGCAGCAGCGGCAGACACUGCAGCGGUAGCAGCAGACACUCCAUCAGCAGCGGACACUGCAGCGGCAGCCGACAAAUCAGCAGCAGCAGAUCAGUCACAAGAGAAGAACGGAAGUGCUGCUGCAGCAGCCGAGGCCGAGAGUUCCCCUGCUGCUGCUCCAGCAGUAGCAGCAGAAGCGGCCACAGGCGAAGCAGCAAGUGCCCCGGGCGCCGCCGCAGACUCUGCAGCAGGAGAAGGCGCACCUGUCGCGGAAAGCAGCAGCAGCAGCAGCAGCGGCAGCAGCAGCAGCAGCAGGGCGGAGAAGCGCCUGCGGGCGCAGCGGCUUCGGCAGCGCCGGCCAACGCGGUCUUGUGGGUCGGCAACUGCCGCGGUGGGCCAGCAGCAGCAGCAACAGCAGCAGCAGCAGCAGCAGCAGAAGCAGCAGAGGCAGUCGUACUGCUUCGGGCCCCUCGACCGCUUUCAGUUUUUGCUGGAGCGCGGCUGCGGCUUUGUGCACUUCGCCCGCACUGCUGAUGCUGUUGAGGCCCGCAACCACCUGCACGGGGUCACUGUCGGCGGCGUGUCGCUGAACGUGGACUUUUCUCCUUCUGGCCAGGCCCCUUUUUGCGACAAGAAAACUGCAGCGCAGCGGCAGCGGGAAGACCGCCACAGGGGGCCCCCCGUCUAUGCGCAUGCGCAGUACCCUCCCAGGAGGGGCCCCCCCCCGUACGCAGAUGACCUGGGGGCCCCCUUUGGGGGCCCCUAUGGGGGACCCCCCAGAGAGCGGGACAGAGAGCGGCACAGGGAAAGGGAAAGAAGGUCUUCUGGGGGUUCUCCAGAGGCCCACAAGGAGGGCGACAAGAGCAACGCGAAGAGCAGCAGCAGCAGCAGCAGCAGCAGCAGCGUGGGGGGCGGCAUCACCAGCGACUUGCUGUCGCUGCUGCGGCAGCGGCUUCUGAGCGGCGCUGCUGGUGGCCCCGCGAAAGACGAGGCGGGCGAGGACAGCAAGCGCAGCAGCAGCAGCAGCAGCAGCGCAGUGGCAGCAGCAGCAGCGGCGGCGGCGAAGGGCAGCAGCAGCGGCGGGAAAGACCCGCUGCUGCAGCUGCUGCAGCUAGACAUUGCCAGAGAAAGGCUGCAGAAGCAGCUAGGGGACCGCAGCAAGAAGGGGGGCCCCCUUGAGGGGGCCCCCUCCCCGCGCUGCAGCUCUGCUGAGAGGCCCCUGGAGGCCCGGGGCUCCCGGGGGGGCCCCCCGGAGGAAGCAGCAGCACGGCAGCGGGGGGGCACCCCCGAGAGCAGCAGCAGCAGCAGCAAAGCCCGGCGAUCUGCGCGCAGCAGCAGACGCAGCCGCAGCAACUCAAGGGGAGACAAAAGAAGCAAAAGCAGCAGAAGGCGCCGCAGGAGCCGCAGCAACUCUGCAGACUCUCACCCCCGCGAGCGCGGGGCCUGCGAAGACCAGCAGCAGCAGCAGCAGCAGCAGCAGCAGCAGCAGCACCGACACGAGAGGCGCAGCAGGUCGCCCUCCGCAGGACACACUGGGGGUAAGUGGGGCUCCAAACUCCCCGUUUUGCCCUUAACCGCCCCCUUGCUGCUGCUGCUGCUGCUGCUGCUCUAG